CUUUAACAAGGCUGAGUGGAGAGCGAUAAAGGAGCAAGUUACUGCCAACAAGAUAGUGCCGAUGCUGCAGAGGCGGCGAUAACCAGAAAUCACCAAGCUCGGGAGGAGCUGGGCGCACAGCCAGAGAGACCACGGCAGGGGGCACCGGGAGAGGCGGUUCGGCGAAUUACCGGGAGGCGAUGAGCCAGACUGGAUCAUGACCCAUGAAGAGCAUCAUGCAGCCAGAACCCUGGGGGUCGGCAAAGCCAUCGCCGUGUUAACCUCUGGUGGAGAUGCCCAAGGAAUGAAUGCUGCUGUCAGGGCUGUGGUCCGAGUUGGUAUCUUUACUGGUGCCCGUGUCUUCUUUGUCCAUGAGGGUUAUCAAGGCCUGGUGGAUGGUGGCGAGAACAUCAGGGAAGCCACCUGGGAGAGCGUUUCGAUGAUGCUUCAGCUGGGAGGCACAGUGAUUGGCAGUGCCCGGUGCAAGGACUUUCGGGAACGAGAGGGACGACUCCGAGCUGCCCACAACCUGGUGAAGCGUGGGAUCACCAAUCUGUGUGUCAUUGGGGGUGAUGGCAGCCUCACUGGAGCUGACACCUUCCGUUCUGAGUGGAGUGGCUUGUUGAGUGACCUCCAGAAAGAGGGUAAGAUCACAGCUGAGGAAGCAAAGAAGUCUAGCUACCUGAACAUCGUGGGUCUGGUUGGAUCAAUUGACAAUGACUUUUGCGGCACCGAUAUGACCAUUGGCACUGACUCUGCCCUGCACCGGAUCAUCGAGAUUGUAGAUGCCAUCACUACUACUGCUCAGAGCCACCAGAGAACGUUUGUGCUAGAGGUGAUGGGCCGGCACUGUGGAUACCUCGCCCUUGUCACCUCUCUCUCCUGUGGCGCCGACUGGGUUUUUAUUCCUGAAUGUCCACCAGAUGAUGACUGGGAGGAGCACCUUUGUCGCCGGCUCAGCGAGACAAGGACCCGUGGUUCUCGUCUGAACAUCAUCAUUGUGGCUGAGGGCGCGAUUGACAAGCAUGGGAAACCAAUCACCUCAGAAGACGUCAAGAACCUGGUGGUAAAGCGUCUGGGAUACGACACCCGGGUCACUGUCUUGGGGCAUGUGCAGCGGGGUGGGACACCGUCAGCCUUUGACCGCAUCCUGGGCAGCAGGAUGGGUGUGGAAGCAGUGAUGGCACUACUGGAGGGGACCCCAGACACCCCAGCCUGUGUGGUGAGCCUCUCCGGUAACCAGGCUGUGCGCCUGCCUCUCAUGGAGUGUGUCCAGGUGACCAAAGACGUGACCAAGGCCAUGAGCGAGAAGAAGUUUGAUGAAGCCCUGAAGCUGAGAGGCCGGAGCUUCAUGAACAACUGGGAGGUGUACAAGCUUCUGGCUCAUGUCAGACCCCCAGUGUCUAAGACGGGCUUGCACACAGUGGCCGUGAUGAAUGUGGGGGCCCCAGCAGCAGGCAUGAAUGCUGCCGUCCGCUCCACCGUGAGAAUUGGCCUCAUCCAGGGCAACCGAGUUCUGGUUGUGCAUGACGGCUUCGAGGGCCUGGCCAAGGGUCAGAUUGAGGAAGCUGGCUGGAGCUAUGUUGGAGGCUGGACUGGCCAGGGUGGGUCUAAACUUGGGACUAAAAGGACUCUGCCCAAGAAGAGCUUAGAACAGAUCAGUGCCAACAUCACUAAGUUUAACAUUCAGGGCCUUGUCAUCAUUGGGGGCUUUGAGGCUUACACAGGGGGCCUGGAACUGAUGGAGGGCAGGAAGCAGUAUGACGAGCUCUGCAUCCCGUUUGUGAUCAUUCCUGCUACCGUCUCCAACAAUGUCCCUGGCUCAGACUUCAGUGUGGGGGCUGACACAGCGCUCAACACAAUUUGCACGACCUGUGACCGCAUCAAGCAGUCAGCAGCAGGCACCAAGCGUCGGGUGUUUAUCAUUGAAACUAUGGGUGGCUACUGCGGCUACCUGGCCACCAUGGCAGGCCUGGCGGCUGGGGCCGAUGCCGCCUACAUUUUUGAGGAGCCCUUCACCAUUCGAGACCUGCAGGCGAAUGUUGAACAUCUGGUGCAAAAGAUGAAAACAACUGUGAAAAGGGGCUUGGUGUUAAGGAAUGAGAAGUGCAAUGAGAAUUAUACUACUGACUUCAUUUUCAACCUGUACUCUGAGGAGGGGAAGGGCAUCUUCGACAGCAGGAAGAAUGUGCUUGGCCACAUGCAGCAGGGUGGGAGCCCAACUCCAUUUGACAGGAAUUUUGCCACUAAGAUGGGUGCCAAGGCCAUGAACUGGAUGACUGGGAAAAUCAAAGAGAGUUACCGUAAUGGACGGAUUUUUGCCAAUACUCCAGACUCGGGCUGCGUUCUAGGGAUGCGUAAGAGGGCCCUGGUCUUUCAACCAGUGGCUGAGCUGAAGGACCAGACCGAUUUUGAGCACCGCAUCCCCAAGGAACAGUGGUGGCUGAAGCUGAGGCCCAUCCUCAAAAUCCUAGCCAAAUAUGAGAUUGACCUGGAUACCUCAGAGCAUGCGCACCUGGAGCACAUCAAUCGGAAGCGGUCUGGAGAAGCUCCUGUCUAAACAUCUUUGGAGGGAGGGGGAUGGAUUGUCUGAUCAUGGUCAGCUCACCCCCUGAUAGAUCCAAGUCCACAUAUUCUCAAGUGUUUUAGCUCAUUUUUCAUUAGGUUUCCUUUUAUUCUCUAACUGCAGCCAAGAUCAGCUCUGGCUAGGGGGCAAUGAGUGAAAGCUCCUUUUAGGUAGAAUUUAUCAAGACUUCUACCCCAGCUUCAUCCAUCACACAGGCUGGGCUCCUCUACUGCUAGAUUUCAGUUACUCGGUUAGAAUUUUCCUAAAAAUAAGCUUUAUUUAUUUCUUUGUGAUAACAAAGUCUUGGUUCCUCUACUGUGUUUGCUGCAAUGACAGACAAUAACUACACUAAUAAAUGCCAACUGGUCACUGUG
Myotis brandtii (Brandt's bat) is the source of this 2919-nucleotide messenger RNA. RefSeq names its product phosphofructokinase, muscle (gene PFKM). Gene Ontology annotation, cellular component: cytoplasm; 6-phosphofructokinase complex; membrane. Gene Ontology annotation, biological process: canonical glycolysis; fructose 6-phosphate metabolic process; fructose 1,6-bisphosphate metabolic process. Lineage: Eukaryota; Metazoa; Chordata; Mammalia; Chiroptera; Vespertilionidae. The transcript has 23 exons. The record is from RefSeq and is a predicted model, not a curated record. Bases 197 to 2539 code for a protein of 780 amino acids. Gene Ontology annotation, molecular function: AMP binding; ATP binding; monosaccharide binding.